AUGGGAAUAAAGAAGAUCGAAAUGAAGAAAAUAAGCAACAAGAACGCCCUCAAGGCCACCUUCUCGAAGAGGCGACAAGGUCUGUUUCGCAAAGCCGAUGAGCUUUGCACCAAAACUGGUGCCCAGAUCGCCGUUAUCGCCUUCUCACCGGGUGAUAAACCGUUCAGAUUCGGUCACCCUUCAGCAGAUUCCGUCAUAGACCAAUAUUAUUAUCCAGGCAAACAAGUACUCGAGGAGAAUAGUAGUCUUGGCAGUGUCGUCAUUGAUGAGCAAGAUGAAAAGGUCAAGUUCUGGUUGGAUAAACCCAUUGAAGGAAUGGGACUAGAUGAACUCAAGGAGUUUGAGCGGUGGGUUGAAGAUGAAUUAGACGAGACGAAGAUGAGAAGAUCAUGCACCAAAGACCUUUUGGGUUUGAACUGGAGAGAGGACCCGAAGCUAGAUGAGAUGAAGAUAAGAGAAUCACGCACAAAGGACUUUCUGGUUAAUUGGGUAUGA
Rosa rugosa (rugosa rose) is the source of this 495-nucleotide messenger RNA. Its product is annotated as agamous-like MADS-box protein AGL61. Lineage: Eukaryota; Viridiplantae; Streptophyta; Magnoliopsida; Rosales; Rosaceae. The transcript has a single exon. The record is from RefSeq and is a predicted model, not a curated record. Gene Ontology annotation, biological process: regulation of transcription by RNA polymerase II. Gene Ontology annotation, molecular function: DNA-binding transcription factor activity, RNA polymerase II-specific; RNA polymerase II cis-regulatory region sequence-specific DNA binding; protein dimerization activity. The coding region runs from base 1 to 495 and encodes 164 amino acids.